This is a messenger RNA of Arabidopsis thaliana (thale cress), 1127 nucleotides long. RefSeq names its product endonuclease/glycosyl hydrolase. The record is from RefSeq and is marked reviewed. The transcript has a single exon. The coding region runs from base 50 to 370 and encodes 106 amino acids. Lineage: Eukaryota; Viridiplantae; Streptophyta; Magnoliopsida; Brassicales; Brassicaceae.
CAAGAUUUAUUAAGGUAAUGGAUACAUUCUAUGAUUUUUGGAGGAGCUUAUGUUAUGGACAGUUGACCGGACACGUAUACCAACUAAUCUCAUGGUAAUCUCAAGCAAAAUCACAGAUGACUGCUCGUACGUCAAGUGUCUUUCGUUUAUGAUGAAAAGCAGGACUGGGAAUAUUCUCUUAGCUCAGCCUGAGAACUUGGCUCAUGAUGAUGAUUUAUCACAAUCGCUUCUUAGUCAAGUAACUGCAGUGUGGCUUUGGACAAGCCUAUCAUAUGGAGGAAAGCCUAUCUUCAAUCGUGGGAUCUCACAACUGGUCACCAAGAAGUGGACAAGUACUUCAGUUCAAGGGGAGACUUCAGUUAACCAAUAACAGAAACGAUGAUGGUUAUGAGACAGAGGAUUACACAAAGGUGGGUGAGUCAUCUUCAACACAGAGAACACCAAUAACCAUGUCUCGCUCCCGGCUCCACAAGAGAUUUCGCCGCGGCUGAGAUUGGCGUCUUCUGGGACAUGGAGGUUGGUGAUUGGGACUUGGGAGUGAACUCUUUUAACUCUUUUAUUCAAAUCUUUCAGUUUGUUUUCUUUCAAUGAAAAGCUGAUGGAAAGUCUCAGUAGUUUUGAUCAAUGCGUUAUUGAUUAGGCAGUCUUGUUGAUUUCUUGAGAUGUAAGUCAUUUAAAUCUCUUGUCUACUACAAUGGUUUUGUGGCUUAAAGAGGUGUCAGAGAGUUGGCCAAAACAGAGGCGAAUGCAGAGUCAAGUGUUUUGGCAAUUUGUCAAUGCUAUAUCAUAUGUGGCUACUACUGCAGCUAUACACAUUGCCAACAACAAUCCAUUGUUUCAUUAACGCACCAAAGUCAUAUUGUGAGAAGAAGAAUCCAAGCUACUUUGAUCAUGGCUCUACACUUACGAAGAGAGAAUUAACUAGGAGAUGUGUUUACAAAACCAUUGUUUCCUAAUCAUGUUCCAAGUCUCAUUGGAUAUUAGAUACUACCUCAGUUUAAAAUGAUAAGUUUGUUAGUCCCUUGAGUCAUAUGAUGAUUUAGUUAGUCUCUUAACUGAUUGUUCUAUGUAUACAUAUUAACUCUCAGAGUAUAAAAGAAGCUUUGUAAUAGAAUUAAGUUACUGAA